AUGAAGGCAACUUGUAAGCUUAUGGACAGCAAUGUUGUGGCUGUAAUAUCAGGAGACGGAUCAGGUAGCAUAGCUGCCCAAGCUGACUUGCUAAAUCCACGAAAUAUCCCACUCUUGUCGAGUGUUGCUACAGACCCUCACCUUAUACGUGGGGUUAGGGAGAAGGUACUUCUACUGUCACCAAAUGAUGGAACACAAGCUCAUGUCAUUCUUGAUAUCCUCAAUUUCUAUAUUUGGCAGGAAGUGAGCAUAAUUGCAUCUGACAGUAGCUAUGGUAUAAACGGGGUAACACAUCUUCAGCAGCUUCUUCUUGAGACACACUCACACCGAGGAAAGAUACACUCAAUUAUAAAGUCCAUUUCAUUCUUUCAUGCAGCCGCAAACCCAGAAGAUAUCGAGAUAGUGCAACAACUAGGCAACAUGAGACGCUCCUUAUCUCGAGUUGUUGUUCUUAACUGUGAAGCACGUUAUGGAAAAGUGGUCCUGAGGGAGGCGCAUCGUAUGAACUUGCUGACUGAUGGGUAUGUGUGGAUUGUUACUGAUGGGAUUACUGGAAAUCCUGAGCAUCUCAAAGAAAAUGGACGAUAUCCAUCGUACCUUGAAGGGCUUAUAGGCAUUUCUCAUGCUCUUUAUACAAAUAGUGAUGAAUUUCGGCAUUUUAAAGACCAUUUUCUGAAAGAAAACCAGAACCUUAAUGUACAUCACAUCACACCGGGACUUGCCAAGUUGUAUGAUACUGUACAAAUUAUUGGGCAAACUUUAAAGAGUUUCAAAGAUAAUGAAACAAUUUCAUUCCCAAAUGCAACAUGUCAAAACAAUUCGUGGAUUCAGGGAGAAAAGCUAUUUAGGGGAUUCACAGAGCAAACCCUGAGUGGAGCAUCAGGACCCCUAUCAUUUGAUAGCAAGGGAAACAGCAAAAUUGCUAAGUUUGAUGUAGUCAAUUUUGUUCAUCCAGGAUACUUCAACAAGAUAGGUAUAUGGGAAAGUGGCUUGCAAAUGCUUUACAAACAAAAUUCAGAUGUUGUUAGGUUUCUUGGUCAAGUGCACAGAGAUGAUGCUGAAGUACCAUCUGGCCUUCCAAACAGUCUGAAUGGGCAGCAUCUUAAAGUGGGUGUAACCUACAGUCCGCCGUUUGCCUUUCAAAAAGUGGGAGAAUGUGUAGGUAACGAUUGCUGGGAAGGAGUUUGUCCAGAGAUCAUAAAGGAUUUUGCUGCUCAAUUAAACUUCACAUAUGAGUUUAUAAUGCCUGAUGAUCGUAAGUUUGGAAGUUUGAAUAAGACUACUGAGAAGUGGAGUGGUCUGAUUGGUGACUUACUGGCACACAGGACUGACCUAAUAGCCAUUGACCUCUCUGUAAGCUACGAAAGGAAGGAAUACAUCGAUUUCACUGUUUCAUUUAUGGAUUCAGGAGUGAGUCUAGCGAUUAAAGGGGAAUCUGGUAAAAGCAACAUUUUCUUCUUUUUGGGACCAUUUGAUUGUAGUGUUUGGAUAUCGAUUGUUGGGGCAGUGUUCUUUGCAUCAGUUAUUCAAAACUUACUAAAUAAGUUGUCACCUUAUGGAACAUAUGGAAAACGAAUACAUGCAUUGCAGUCUUGUAAAUGCAGGAGAUGUGCUGAAAAGAGAGCACUGAAGUAUUACAGGGGGGUGCAAUUUAAAGAUCUAACAACAAGUGAUUGCUUGCUGGAUCAGGCAGAAGAACAGGGCCCUGAGACCUCGGACAUGACAUUCUACAACUCUCUGUGGGUGAUUGGAGCUGGUUAUGUAGGUCAAGGGGGCCAAUCGUUACCUGAAAGUCCAUCAGGAAGGUUCUUUCUCUUCACAUGGUGGUUCUUUGUGAUGAUGAUUGUGUGCAUGUAUACUGCUAAUCUAACUGCAUUCAUGACGCUCGGCAAAAUGGGUGUUUCAAUAGACUCAGCAAAAGGGCUAAUCUCACAAGAUAAGUAUUCAUGGGGUAUAGUGGAUCAUAGUUUCUUGGAAUACCUUCUUCAAAACAAUGUUGAUCCAGAGUACAGGAUACUCCUCCAAGGUGCAGAAAAACUGUCAGGUGUUGCUGAGGGUAUAAUGAGACUUCAUGAUGGACAUUUUGCAUUUAUUGACGAAACUGUAGGCAUGAAGUAUUAUACUAAGGGGAUCUGUGAUGUCUACAGAGUGCAGACGGAAUUUCAAACAUUUGACUAUGCUUUUGGACUGCCGAAAAAUUCACCCUACUUGAGUCUUUGGAAUGGGCUGAUUUUGAAAAAGAGAGAAGAAGCUUAUUUUUCAGAUCUUUGGAAGAGAUAUAAUGAUGCUGCAGGAUCUAAUCAUUGUGAAAAUGAAAUUGGAAGAAAUGAAAGUCUUCAACUGAUGACACUGAAAGGCAUAUUUUACUUCCUGGGGAUGGGUCUCUUAAUAAGUACUCUUCUCAUUGCAAUAGAAUAUGCAGUUGCCACAGCCUCUGACAGAUCUGAUAUGAAACAUAAAACAUUUUGCUCAAAGUUAAUGAGACGGUUGCAAUUGAAACUUGAUGAUAUAAAUUCAGAAUGGCUUAAUUAUAAGACAGAAGAGAUAGAAGCCAACGGAUGGGCUUGCAAGCUCCAGACAGUAGAAGUGGGAGCUCGAGGCAUUUACAACUAUAGCCUCCCAACCUUUAUGAACCACCUGAACGUAAACAACAAAGAGAAGAAGAAGGCCUGCAUGAAGAUCGCUGAGAUCAGCCUGAGGGCAUCGUAUACCAUCUAUUUGUCCAGAAACAAUACCAUAUGGACAGAUGAUUGGGAGUUAGUCAAGAGACCAGUAAUAGCAUAG
This is a messenger RNA of Bolinopsis microptera, 2784 nucleotides long. Its product is annotated as glutamate receptor ionotropic, kainate 2-like. Gene Ontology annotation, biological process: G protein-coupled receptor signaling pathway. Gene Ontology annotation, cellular component: plasma membrane. Gene Ontology annotation, molecular function: G protein-coupled receptor activity; ligand-gated monoatomic ion channel activity. The record is from RefSeq and is a predicted model, not a curated record. Lineage: Eukaryota; Metazoa; Ctenophora; Tentaculata; Lobata; Bolinopsidae.